Nematostella vectensis (starlet sea anemone) is the source of this 3478-nucleotide messenger RNA. RefSeq names its product amino acid transporter AVT3B. Gene Ontology annotation, cellular component: vacuolar membrane. Lineage: Eukaryota; Metazoa; Cnidaria; Anthozoa; Actiniaria; Edwardsiidae. The transcript has 16 exons. Gene Ontology annotation, biological process: amino acid transmembrane transport. The record is from RefSeq and is a predicted model, not a curated record. Gene Ontology annotation, molecular function: amino acid transmembrane transporter activity. The coding region runs from base 1142 to 2287 and encodes 381 amino acids.
UUUUACGGUUUAGCACUACAACACAGUUGCUCACUUGUUAAAACCAAACACGGUUGUGACGAGUCAUUGAUCAUUUUAUUCAUUAGCUUAAAAAAGGAUUUAUAACCUAGGAUAUGCUAUUUUCAAUCCCUUUCAAGCUUCGCUUGAUAUUACAAUAUUAUUUAUUUUAUACAGAGCUAUGAGUUCAAGGACAGGCCGGUACCCUUUCUAAUUUGUAGACAAACAAUCGAGAAAUGUUUGCCAAUGGCACAGCUAAUUUCGGCUUAUAGCACUGAUUCGGAGAGCCAGAAGACGCUUUGAAAUAACAUAAAUCAAGUAAAAAUAAUCUACAAUAAUAUAAUUCACAAUAUUUAACACAGGUGCUAAAACGCUAAAUACAACUCCUCCUAUCCUAACCAAACCGUUAGCAAAUAAUAUAAUGGAAAUUAAACCCAUCCGCGGGUUUUCAAAAUUAUUGAGGAUCCAACGUACUUUGCGGGCGCUCCAAAGGUUACCUUUGGGAGCUCCCACAACGUACGCUGGAUCCUCGAGCAUGAUCAGAAAAUACUCCUGCCAUAGAUUUCUAAGUAGCUAAAAUUCUUCAUUUACAAUAAGCCAGUGUAUAGGGUGGUGAGAAGACCAACAUGUCAUGUCAUACCUACCGGGUAUCAUGUAUGACGAGAAGCAAUGUAGUAAAUUAAAGCUGUGUUAAAGAAGUUGACGGUACAAUAUUUAUUAGUUUACAUCGACUUCUCCAAUAAAAAACAAAUUAAAAUAAUAUGAAAUUAAAUCCAAAAUUUCAUGUUGCUAGGGCACCCAAAACAUCUAUGAUGUAUUUCUGCCUAAAGGAUUUAUGCUAAUAAAUAUUUUUAUAUGGUGCUAUUUCAAUCACUAUUGUUUUAAGCAGAUGCAAAAUUAAUAUUUCUAUGUGUAGGGUAAGCUGAGUGAGUGUCACAUACCUGUCAACCCCAGAAAAUCUCCAUGCUUGAGAAUUUUUUAGGGGAGGGGUGGGGUAAAUGUUGAUUUUCUAUAGAAAACAUUUUCAGAAGCAUAAACAUCGCUAAAAAGCGGGAGAUCUGGUGCUCAACGCGGGAGAGCGGGAGUGGGGUUCCAUAAUCUUGAGACUCCCGCCUAAUGCAGGAGAGUUGACAGUGUAAAAGCUAUGUUGCUUGUGAUUGACUGCAAGAAGAAGCUUUUGACCAAGAAUGUAUGUCCACAUACAAAUGAUUCAAAAUCAAGCAAGAAUGAGUUAGUAUACAUGCCUGAAGAGAAGGAGGCACUUACAAUAAAUGAUGGCAAAACACUGGAUGAAAUACUGCACACAGAACAAGAACUGGAUUAUGGAGAUCUAGGUUAUUAUGCCCUUGGCUCUAAAGGAAAGGCAGUUGUUGACGCCAGUAUUGUCAUUUCACAGACAGGAUUUUCCUGUGCUUACCUAAUCUUUAUAUCAGAGAAUAUUGCCACUAUGACUGAAUCUUUUACGAAGUACAAAGUGCUCAUCAUGCUUCUUCCACCAUUAUCACUUCUUGUGAACUUCAGACACCUUAAACGACUGGCAAUAUUCAGCUUGUUUGCUGACUUUGCCAAUGUGUUUGCAUACUGUGUUGUAUUUUGGUUUGACUUCAAACAUUUUGACAAUAUUGGGUCUAAACGCAAAGUUAUAAACUUUAGUGGUCUUCCAUUUUUUCUUGGAAUAGCCAUCUAUUGCUAUGAGGGUGCAGGUAUGAUUCUUGCUUUGGAAGCAUCAUGUGCAAAGUCUGCUAGAAGCAAAUUUCGUAGUAUAUUCAAGCUGACAUUGUUUUUAGUAACAAUGCUUUAUAUUCUAUUUGGCGUCUGCGGAUAUUUGUCCUUUGGCCCAGAUACAGACAACAUUAUCACCUUGAACUUACCACCAGGGAUAUUUCCUCUACUAGUCAAGAGCUGUUUGUGUUUCUCCUUAUUUUUCACAUAUCCAGUCAUGAUGUUCCCUGUAGUGGCUAUUCUAGAAAAGAAACUGUUCUCAGAUGAAGGGAAAAGUCAUUACUAUUAUGGAACCUUCCUGCGAGGGUUAAUGGUAAUUAUUACUGGGAUUGUGGUUCUCGGCAUUCCUGACUUUUCCAUGCUCAUGGCCUUGGUUGGGUCCAGCUGUUGUACUCUACUUGCAUUCAUACUACCUGCCUUGUUCCAUCUCCAGAUUUUUAAAGGGGAGUUAUCAAUUUGUGCGAAGUUGUUGGAUUUCAUUCUGAUUUUGCUAGGUGUUGUUGGUACUGUAAUAGGCAUGCGUGACGUCAUCUCCCGAAUGAUGUCGCCAAGUGAGACAGAAGAAUGACCUCAUCUUCCAGAUGAUGAGGUCCUACGAAGAGUGGAAGAACUGUCUUGGAGGUCAAAUGACGUCACCUUUCAGGUGAUGUCAUCAAGUGCUACAGAAGAUUGACAGAUAACAAUUGCUAGAAGAGUUUGAAUGAUACAUGCAUGAUGUCAUCUUCUGGAUCAUCAAGUCAAUCAUCAAGGGAAAAACUAUCAAUUUGUAACUAUAAAAUGUACAGAAAUACAUUACAUGAAAUGGUUUCAGGAACCUGUGCUGCUGAACUCUACACUAAUACAGAGCUCUGGACAAGUCCAAUUUUAACCUGUCUCUUAGGACGCAAGGAUAUUUACUCUCACCACCCCACAAAAAACUACUACCAACACACCUAAGGACAUUGCAAAAAAUAAUGGGAUAUAUAAUAAAGCUCAUUGAAAUAUAUUUCAGAAAAUUAUUUUGGGAAACAAUCAGUAUAUUUUAUAUUGGGCUGUGAUAACAACUUUUGUAUAAAAAAAAAUCUUAUGUUAAAGAUUUUGUAAAGGAAGGAAAUGGGUUGCCUCGGGAACAUACAUUUUCACGGGGGUCUUAAAAUCAUUAAUGAUAAAUGGGGUAUAUACUAAAUCAUUAAUGGAAAAUAAUAAAGCACAUUGUAAUAUAUUUCAGAAAACUAUAUUGGGAAAAAAGCAGUAUAUUUUAUAUUGGGUUGUGAUAACAACUUUUGUAUCAAAUAGUUUAAGCAUAUUUAACCGGAUAUACAGUUUUCUAACAUAUGGCCCUCGGUUGGUAAGCACUGUCACUGGGGGUGGUCACUGCCAGAGGGUUUAUUGCGUCCCCAGUGGUUCUUUUACGUCCCUUCGGUUCAGGUUAGUGUAGUGCAGCUGGAAGAGACGGGACCUCCGGUUUAGUGUCCUUAUCCGAGAAGACUGGAAACACGGGAGAAUAACUUCAACUCACUUGUGGCACAAAUUCGAAUCAAGGCAGGAACCCGAAAAAAUCCUCAGUUUGAGCCAGGAUUCGAACCUGGGCCACAGCGGUGAGAGGCCGACACGCUAACACAGUAGGCCACCCGUGCUUCCACUAAAUGUUAUGUUAAGGAUUUUGUAAAGGAAGGAAAUGGGUUGCAUCGGAAACAUACAUUCACAGGGGGGGGGGGGUCUAAAAAUAGUUAAUGACAUGUAAAACAUAAUGGAAUUAAAGAGGGAUGUAUUUGUUAAA